UGUCAAAAUUUAUUACUGUUCGUAUUCAUCAUAAAGAAAAGUGUUUUGUGUUUGUGACGCGAUUAUUCGGUAUUAAAAAGUGUUAAAACGUGGUUAUUAACAUGAAUAUUACGUCUGCUGCGGGAAUAAUUUCCCUUUUGGAGGAGCCCAGACCAGAACUUAAAGUAUUUGCUUUAAGAAAACUUGACUCCAUUGUCGAUGAGUUUUGGCCUGAGAUUUCUGAAGCUAUCGAGAAAAUUGAAAUUCUGCAUGAAGAUAAAGUUUUCCAACAACACCAGUUGGCAGCCUUGGUUGCCAGUAAGGUCUACUAUCACUUAGGCUCAUUUGAAGACUCCCUGACUUACGCUCUUGGUGCUGGCGACCUUUUUGACGUCAAUGCUCGCAGCGAAUACGUGGAAACCACCUUGGCUAAAUGCAUCGAUUACUACACCCAGCAACGUAUUGCACUAGCGGAAGGUUUACCAGAGGCAAAAUCUAUCGAUUCGAGGCUUGAAGCUAUCGUCAACAGGAUGUUCCAACGCUGCCUCGAUGACGGCCAGUACCGUCAGGCCAUGGGGCUUGCUUUGGAAACGAGACGGAUGGAUAUUUUCGAAUCCUCUAUUACGCAGUCUGAUGACAUUAUCAGCAUGCUGUCAUAUGCAUUUCAAGUUGCGAUGAGUCUCAUCCAAAACAGAGCUUUCCGCAACACGGUGCUGCGCUCUCUUGUCGGUUUAUAUCGCGGUUUGAACACCCCCGACUACAUCAACAUGUGUCAGUGUCUCAUCUUCCUGGAAGAUCCCCUUUCCGUGGCUGAAGUUUUGGAUAAGCUCGUUCUGGGCAAGGAAGAAAGCGAACUGAUGUCGUACCAGAUCGCUUUUGACUUGUACGAGUCGGCUACGCAACAGUUUUUGGAGCGGGUCCUAGCCGCGCUUAGGGCCACCGCUCCUAUUCCUGCUCUACUAGAGGAGAAGAUCAAGCCGAAGAUAACGGAGAGUCAGGCCGCUGUGGCUGAGGCUGGGGAGGCAGUAGCUGAAACUUCUAAGCCUGAAGUAAAGGAGGAGAAGUCUCUAGAGAGCUUGAGUGAAACUGACAGGGAGCAUCAAGCUCGAAUCGAAAAACUUCACACCAUCCUCUCGGGGGAGGUUUCCAUCGAGCUCCACUUGCAGUUCCUCAUAAGAUCGAACCACGCCGACUUGCUAAUUUUGAAACAGACCAAAGAGACUGUCCGAGUCAGUAUUUGCCACACGGCGACGGUUAUCGCCAACGCUUUUAUGCACAGCGGAACGACCAGCGAUCAAUUUUUAAGAGAUAACUUGGAGUGGUUGGCCAGGGCGACGAAUUGGGCGAAACUCACCGCCACGGCUUCCUUGGGCGUUAUCCACCGCGGGCACGAACAGGAAGCCCUGACGUUGAUGCAGAGCUACCUUCCGAAGGAAGUGGGGCCGAGUUCCGGGUACUCUGAAGGCGGCGGUCUUUACGCUUUGGGUCUGAUCCAUGCCAAUCACGGGGCCAACAUCAUAGAUUACCUGUUGGGACAGUUGAAGGACGCACAAAACGAGAUGGUCAGGCACGGCGGGUGUUUGGGUCUCGGCCUCUCCGCCAUGGGUACUCACAGGCAGGACGUCUACGAGCAGCUCAAGUUCAAUCUGUAUCAAGAUGACGCCAAUACCGGCGAAGCCGCCGGUAUUGCCAUGGGUAUGGUCAUGCUGGGCUCCAAAAAUGCUUCGGCUAUCGAGGAUAUGGUGGCGUAUGCCCAAGAGAGCCAGCACGAAAAAAUCCUGCGCGGCCUCGCCGUAGGCAUCGCCUUCACCAUGUACGGUCGUUUAGAAGAGGCCGACCCCCUCAUCCAGCAACUGACCUCCGACAAGGACCCCAUCCUCCGCAGAUCCGGAAUGUACACACUCGCCAUGGCCUACUGCGGCACCGGACACAACCAGGCCAUCAGGAAGCUGCUGCACGUGGCCGUCUCCGAUGUUAACGAUGAUGUUAGGAGGGCAGCAGUCACCGCCCUGGGAUUCCUUCUGUUCAGGACCCCAGAGCAAUGCCCCAGCGUCGUCUCCCUCCUGGCCGAGAGCUACAACCCGCACGUGCGCUACGGCGCCGCCAUGGCCCUGGGUAUAGCCUGCGCCGGUACUGGCCUACGCGAGGCCAUCGCCCUUCUGGAACCCAUGGUGAUGUUCGACCCGGUGAACUUCGUCCGUCAGGGCGCCCUCAUCGCAUCCGCCAUGAUCCUGAUCCAGCAGACCGAACAGACUUGCCCCAAGGUGACCUUCUUCAGGCAGACGUACGCGCAGGUCAUCUCCAACAAGCACGAGGACGUUAUGGCUAAGUUCGGGGCCAUCUUAGCUCAGGGUAUUAUCGACGCGGGUGGUAGAAAUGUUACACUGUCUUUGCAAUCUAGAACUGGGCACAUGAAUAUGUUGGCAGUGGUUGGUACCUUGGUGUUUACCCAGUACUGGUACUGGUUCCCUCUGUCUCACUGUUUGGCUUUGGCCUUCACUCCUACUUGCCUCAUUGCUUUAAACACUCAGCUUAAGAUGCCAAAGUUGGAAUUGAAAUCCAACGCCAAACCGAGUCUUUAUGCCUACCCAGCUCCAAUGGAAGAGAAGAAACGUGAAGAGCGCGAGAAAGUAACCACCGCAGUUCUAAGUAUCGCCGCUAGGCAACGACGAAGAGACCACGAGCGUAAACAUCGCGAUGAGAAGAUGGAAGUGGAUGACGACAAGGAUGAUAAGAAGUCGGCUGAUAAAGAUGAGAAGAAGGAUGACAAGAAGACUGCCGAUGAUUCUAAGAAAGCGAGCACCUCUACGGCAGAAGAUAAGAAAGACAAGAAGGAUGAGAAGGAAGAGAAGAAAAAGGAGCCCGAACCCAGUUUUGAAAUCCUUCAGAAUCCCGCCAGGGUGAUGAGGCAACAACUUAAAGUGAUUUCUGUUAACGAGAACAGUCAGUACGUACCUAUGAAAGAUGUUUCUAUUGGUGGAAUCAUCAUGGUGCGUAAUUUGAAGCCUGGAGAAGAGGAACUCGUGGAGCCAGUAGCUGCUUUUGGACCAAAGGGUGAGGAAGAGAAGGAACCUGAGCCACCAGAGCCAUUCGAAUGGACCGAGGAUUAAGCGGCACCAAUUUUUUUUUUUAUUAUUUAGUCGAUAGUGAAGUAUUUUUUAUUUUUAUUUAAUAUCCAUUCCUAGGGUAAUUCGCAAUUGUUUGCUGUAGCUGUCACGCAUAUUUAUAAACUGAAUUUAAUUGAUGUGUAGUCCAUGUUGUCAAAUAAAGCAAGCAAAAUGUA
Molecule: messenger RNA, 3262 nt
Organism: Anoplophora glabripennis (Asian longhorned beetle)
Lineage: Eukaryota; Metazoa; Arthropoda; Insecta; Coleoptera; Cerambycidae
Gene: Rpn2
Product: 26S proteasome non-ATPase regulatory subunit 1
Exons: 15
Coding region: 102-3089 (995 amino acids)
Biological process (GO): proteasome-mediated ubiquitin-dependent protein catabolic process; regulation of protein catabolic process
Cellular component (GO): proteasome regulatory particle, base subcomplex; proteasome storage granule; proteasome complex
Molecular function (GO): enzyme regulator activity
Source: RefSeq, a predicted model, not a curated record